AUGUUCCCCUAUGCUGACGCCCCGCACUACCUCUGGACGGGGUAUUUCGCCAGCCGGGCAAACUUCAAGCGCUAUGCUCGUGCCUGCAGCUCCCUGCUGCUGGCGACCACAAUUCUCGAGGCUGCUGUGGGCAAGACUGCUCUGAGGGACUGGGGGCUGAAGACCCACAGGAUGAUCGCUACAGACGAGUUUCUGUUCGACAAUCACCUGGGAAAGAACCUGAAAGGCACUAGCGGGGUGGAGGGGGGCGAUAGUGGUGGGGAUGUGGGAGAGGGUGGGGGAGGGGGGAAUGGAGAAGGGGGAGAGGGGGGGAAUGUGGACAGUGGUGAGUGGGAGGAGUGGGAGAGUGUGGGUGCAGGUGCGAAGAGGAGGAGGGUGGCGUCCACGUUUCCUUUGGAGGAGGCAGUGGCAGUGGCACAGCACCACGAUGCCAUCACAGGCACGGCCCAGCAGCACGUGAAUGACGACUACAUCCUCCGACUGCACAGAGCAGCACAGGAGGCCUCCACUGUAGUGGCGGCUGCUCUCGUUCACCUCAUCACCCAAGCAGCCCCCACCACUCUACCUUCGCGCUCCUCUUCCCCAACGUCCAGCUCGACUCCCCAAGAACCAUCUCGAGCCUUCUUCACUCCCACAGCCGACCCAACAAUGGGGCCCUCAGACUUCCCUCCUUUCAAUUCCCAGCCUGGUGACCCCACGCUUGAUCCUGCUGCUCAGUUACAAGCCGAGCCAUGGGCUCCUGCAGACCCGGAUCAACCCCAGUCGUUUCCCGAGAAGCCAACCCUCGAAACUGCUAGUCCCUUUGACCCUUCCAUGCCGGAGAGUAGCGAGACUGACCCGCUUUUCGCUCAGCUGCACCCAGAAUUGACUCAGGGCGAGGCAGGCUCGAAUGAGGGAGACCAACAGCAGGCAGCAGACAUGUCGUCGUUCUUCCCUUACAAUCGCCAAGUGCCUCCUGUUGAAGAGACACUCCAGUCGCAGGAGAGAGUGCAAUGGACAGAUGCGAAUCAACAGGAACAGCCCACAGGAACCGUUGAUGUUCAUGCUCCACAAGAGGAGGUUUCGCCUGGGAGAAGGGGGCAAGAGAUGGUGCUGAGGGGAAGAGACACCAUCACAGGAGCAGAAAGUAGCAGAUUGGUGCGUGGGAAAGGGGAGGCAGGCUGGGAAAUGGGGGGAGAAGGAAGUGGCGCAGGCAGCAACAACAGGGGAAGGCGACUUUUGAGGGAGGCGGGAGUUGUGAGCGAUGUGCGUCAAGCGAGGGAGGACAACGAGCAAGCGAGCACAGAGGGUGGUGACCGAAGGAGUGCAAGCGAGGGAGGCGCGGCGCAGAACCUGCCUGUGCUGGACUUUCAGAUGUGUCCACUGCUCAACCUCUCUUAUUGUCCUCCGUCUGAAACGAAACUCAGCCCAGACCAAGUCCUGGUGGUGACUGUGUUCAACCCACUAGGGUGGCCCCGCACAGAGAUCGUUCGGUUCCCGGUCGCCUCGCCAUCGGUCCUGGUGACAGACUCGUCCAACUCACCAAUCUCCGCCCAGAUCGUCACCGAAACCCUUGUGGACCCCAACACACGCGCCCUGUACAUUGCUGCAUACACCGGCCAGUUUCCCGAGGAGCCCCAGCAGUCCCAGCAGCCCCAGCAGCCAGGGCAGCAGGAGGGGCAAACGGAAGGGGCCCAGGUGCAGCAGGAGGGGCGGGCCCGUGUCAGUUGUGUUCCGUGCCGAGGUGCCUCCUCUUGGUUACGCCACAUACUUCGUCACUGCUGUGCCACCAGGCACACAAGGAGCAGCCGUCAUCAGCACAACAGAGUCAACAAAAGAGGGUUUAAGGCCGACUCAUCUUCUGGUGCUGGUGGCGCUGCUGGCAAGUCUACCGGUGCAGGAAAGGAGGGAGACGCUGCUCUGCGUGUGACGUUCUCCAAGGCAGCGUAUGGCAUGACGCAGAUGGAGCUUGUCCGACAGACUGAUGGAGAACAAGUGACUGUGGAUGUGGCAAAGCCGGUCAGGUCGGACGUAAUGGAGUACGUCACACAAAAGGGUGGAGCCUACAUCUUUGACCCCACUGCUGAAGCAGCCAACCCGACUCAGAGAGACGACCAGGUGUCCAUCCGUGUUCAACGUGGACCAAUCGUGGAAGAGUUCUCCCGUCAAGUUGCUCCAUGGAUCUCAGAGACCUUCCGGGUGUACCCAGGGUGUGACUACGCCGAGCUGCACCAUGUGAUUGGCCCUACCCCGGAGGACAGCAGGGGUCACGAGGUGGUGACCCGCUUUGCAGCGCCCAUCAGCAGCAACAAGACCUUUUUCACAGACUCUAAUGGCAGGCGGUACCUCAAACGGGUUGUGGACCAUCGCGAUGAUUGGGAGCUUACAGUCACCGAUCCCAUCGCAGGCAAUUUCUAUCCGGUGACGGUGGGGGCUUUUAUCGGGGAUGGCGAGGCACAGCUGUCGCUGUUGGUGGACCGAGCAGCCGGUGCUGCCAGCCUGGCAGCCGGACAGCUCGAAGUCAUGCUGCACCGGGCACUGGUGACAGUGGACAUGAAGGGCGUGGGGGAGAUCCUCAAUGAGCAGAUCUCGUUCAAUGGCAACAAUCAACGCCUAAUGCGCCUUAUUGCUCCUCUGCAGCUAGCAUUUGCUGUUGAGUCAAAGGAGGCCAUAAGAGCAGCCGAGGCAACCCACAGGUGGCGCUACUCUAUCUCGCAGCAAUCACACGGCAGCCGCCCCCCCACACCCCAGCCUGCUUACUCCCUGCCACCAAACGUAGCUGUUAUCUCCUUCCAGGAGCUGUCUCCAAGGAACAUUGUGCUGCGACUGGCUCAUCUCUACGAGGCUGAUGAGCAUCCAACACAGUCCAGAAUCGAACGCGUCGACCUAAGGCAACUUCUCUCAUCACAAAAGAUUCAAGGACUCUCCAUGGAACAGCAGCAGCCGCCGCAAUGCGCGCUGGACGCGGCGCUGAAGCGAUCCGAGGCUGUAGACGACAGCACGCCACGUGUCCGCGGACACACCUUCCACGAAGCUUCUGUUCUGCCCGCGCGCGAAUCCUCUCGCCGCGAUCAGCCGCGAGAGGGUAGCGCAAACGAAAUCCCCUGUAGCGCGAAUGGCGAUACUCGAGAUAGCGAUGCAGUCGCGACUGCUACAGGAGAAGCAACAGGGCGAGGGGAAACGAGUAGUGCUGUACCAGCAGUAGGAGGAGCGGGUUCGGUGACAGUGGAUUAUUCGGUGCUUAUGAGCCGAAUGCUGACGACUGGGUUUCAGGCCACGUGUCUGGGGCAGGCGAUUAAUGAAGUCAAUCGAAUGCUCGCGUGGCGGCUGAAUGACGACCCGCCCAAGCCAGACGACACGGAGGAGGAGAGGGACCCGGCCUUCCGGUCGUCUGUGCGGUGCAAGAUCUUCCUGGGCUUCACAUCCAAUCUCAUGAGCUCGGGGCUCCGAGAGACCUUCUGCUUCCUGGCGAAGCACAAGCUGGUGGACGUGAUAGUGACUACAGCGGGGGGCAUAGAGGAAGAUGUGAUAAAGUGCCUGGCGCCCACGCUCCUGGGCGAUUUCUCCCUGGCGGGGAAGGACCUGAGAGCCAAGGGGCUGAACCGCAUUGGCAACCUGCUGGUGCCCAACAACAACUACUGCCUCUUCGAAGACUGGGUGCUGCCCGUGCUGGACGCUUGCUUGCACGAGCAGCAGACGCAGGGCGUGGUGUGGACGCCCUCCAAGCUCAUUGACCGUUUGGGGAAAGAAAUCAACCACGAGGAGUCGGUUCUCUACUGGGCGCAUAAGAACGGCAUCCCGGUGUUUUGUCCAGCCAUCACGGACGGGUCUCUGGGUGACAUGAUCUACUUCCACUCCUUCCGCUCGCCAGGGCUCCUCAUUGACCUUGUGCAAGACAUCCGGCGGAUGAACGGCGAGGCAGUGAACGCCACCCCCCGGCGAACAGGCGUGAUCAUUCUGGGAGGGGGGCUGCCGAAGCACCACAUCUGCAACGCCAACAUGAUGCGCAACGGGGCAGACUACGCCGUCUACAUCAACACAGCGAGCGAGUUUGACGGGAGCGACUCGGGGGCGAGGCCAGACGAGGCUGUGAGCUGGGGGAAGAUCCGCGGGGAUGCCACCGCCGUGAAGGUUUAUUGCGAUGCCACCAUCGCCUUCCCCCUGCUCGUAGCCGAGACGUUUGCCCCCCACUUACAGGAGCGAGUGCAGCAGCAAGAACAAGCAAAGCAGAACGUGCAAGCAAGGGAGAAGCAGUAG
Messenger RNA from Closterium sp. Yama58-4, 4236 nucleotides. Lineage: Eukaryota; Viridiplantae; Streptophyta; Zygnematophyceae; Desmidiales; Closteriaceae. The record is from the annotation of a GenBank genome assembly.